This is a messenger RNA of Dacryopinax primogenitus, 624 nucleotides long. RefSeq lists its product as uncharacterized. The transcript is spliced from 3 exons. The record is from RefSeq and is a predicted model, not a curated record. NCBI's taxonomy places the organism in Eukaryota, Fungi, Basidiomycota, Dacrymycetes, Dacrymycetales, Dacrymycetaceae. Bases 1 to 624 code for a protein of 207 amino acids.
AUGACAAGGGCAUUAUCGCUCACCACUGUCCCAGAUCCCUUUUUUGCCGGCCUCCCCCAUGCUGAGAUACACUCCUUGCUCUACCCAGAUAUUCUACAUCAAUUGUUACAGGGUAUCCUCAAGCAUGUUGUCUCUUGGCUAAAGCAAGUAUUGGGAGUGCAAGAGCUGGACUGUUGUUUCAGAAGCAUCCCUCUGACUUAUGGCACUACAGUAUUCAAAGAUAGUUUUCUGGACUAUUCCUGCAUGACCAGGAAAGAUUUCAAGAAAAUUGCCCAAGUUCUUGUUGGAGCCAUAUGUGGGCCUCCUGUUCUUAUCAUGAAGGCUACUGCAGCUGUUGUGGAGUUCUAUUACCUAGCAUCUUUGCCAACCCAUUCAGACUGCACACUGCCUUUACUCCGAUGGGCCCUUUUAGACUUCCACAAGAAUAAGUGGGGCUUCACAAGCCUGGGGGUUAGGAACAAUAAAGGAGUGGGAAAAGGGGAGAAAACAAAUCUAUUUUGCAUUCUGAAACUUCACUCUCUUGUUCACUAUGUGUGGUCAAUCGUGGAAGGCAGAGCUCUGGAUGGCUGGUCUACAGAAAUGAGCAAGAGAUUGCACAUCGACCUGAUGAAGAAUGCCUUCUGA